Messenger RNA from Meira miltonrushii, 1610 nucleotides. Its product is annotated as mannose-P-dolichol utilization defect 1 protein. Bases 86 to 1165 code for a protein of 359 amino acids. NCBI's taxonomy places the organism in Eukaryota, Fungi, Basidiomycota, Exobasidiomycetes, Exobasidiales, Brachybasidiaceae. The transcript has a single exon. The record is from RefSeq and is a predicted model, not a curated record.
GAUAGAUUACCACUUUCACACCCAUCAUCCCCACAAGUCAUGAAUCCGAAUACCCUCAUACAGCGGUAGAACGACACUCACCAUCAUGGCAGAAGCACUUCAGGCUAUGCUGCAGACGGUGACGCAGAAUUUGCCUUCAUUCAUUGCCACGCCAGGUCGACUAAUUUUGGGAGAAGAUUGUUAUACUUCUUUGAUCUACAAUGUCGCCCCAACGACUUUCUGCUUACGGCUUGCUGUAUCGAAAGGCUUGGGAAUUGGGAUCAUCGUAUUUGGCAGUAUACUCAAACUUCCUCAAAUCAUUACAAUCGUUCAACAUUCUUCAGCUUGGGGUAUUUCACUUUCGAUGUACAGCUUGGAAGUGGUGGCAUAUGACAUUAGCCUUGCAUAUGCAUUUAGGAAGCGAUUACCGUUCAGUACAUAUGGUGAAAAUGCAAGCUUGACCGUACAAAAUAUGGUGAUCACGCUAUUGAUCAUCUGGUAUGGCACAGAGGAGAAAGGGCAAAGACGAAAAGGUGGAUUAUUGAUCAGCUCUUCUGUUCGCCGGAGUGCUCAACGUGAUUCUUCAUCGGAUGAAAGCGAACCGAUGGUGAUGAGAAGGGUGAUAUUAGCCGCUUUACUAAUGCUUGUUUCGAGCAUUUUCCUCUUUUUACUCUGCCCUCCGAACUUGCUCUCCGUCUUGCAAGCUUUUUCUAUUCCGAUUUCGUUGUUGAGCAAAUUUCCCCAGAUUGGUGAACUUUAUAGAAACAAAAAGUGUGGUCAUCUGAGUAGCAUUGUUGUUUUUGCACAAUUGGCUGGCACUCUUGCUCGGGUUUUCACUACAAUCACUGAAACAGGCGAUUGGUUAUUGGGAAUUGGAUUUGGUUUGGCCAGCAUUUUGAAUACGGUGAUUGCGAUUCAAUACGUAUAUUAUUGGAGAUUAGAAGGGAACAAAACAACAUCUCUUUUGGGCCCAAGAAAGCAAAAUGCUACCAUUUGGAAUGCUUCAUCAGCCAAAGAUGCGAAAAAGGAAGAUGAUGUUCAUGAACUGUCGACUGAUUCAACCAACACAGGCAACAUGCCCUCUUCUACAUUUUCGAUCUUCGUGAACGAUAAUCAAGUAAGCAUCGAUUCAGACACAACAUCUUCUAGUAGAAAGAUGCAAGAGAAAGGAAGACGGCUUGAUUGAAUUUAAUAGAAACUGUAAGAUAUCAUCGUUUGGAAGUGACGAACUUCGAAGUCCUUCCAGAAAAGAAUACCAUAGUGGACCUGCAUUUACACCUCAGCCUUGAGUUAGCGUACACUACAUGCACGCUUUUGAGAAGAUUCAACUUCUUGCUUGUCCUCCACGAUCAUACACUUUCAAACCACGAUAUUGCAAUCAUGUCUGCUGCACAGAAGCCAGAGUUCCCGGUGAACGUCAGAGAGGCUACUGAAGCCGACAUCCCAACGAUUUUGCGAUUCGUAGGUGAUCAGAGAAACACAUCAAAUUUGGACAGAUUCAACAACUAACUUUGAUCGCUCUUCUUUCUCUCUCAGAUUAAAGAUCUUGCCAUUUACGAAAAAGCAGAAGAAGAGGCGAAAGCAACUCCAGAACUUCUGAUUGAGAAUGUAUUCAAGAAAAAGUAUGCGCA